AUUGAAAUAAAGAGAAAACGAAUAAUCGGCUGAGAGAGAAAGAUAGAGGAGAAGAAAUCAACGCAGGCAUGGUAGGCGCAUCAGCAUCAGCGAACCUCGCGAGCCUGAGAUCGACGACGACGUCUCUGUUUACAAAUCGGCCAUUCUGUUUAUCCAUGUUAGGCGGAAUCAAAAGCUCCCUCGCAUUAAGGACAUGUCUAAAGCCCCCCACACCUCUCCGAUUCGCGACGUCGUGGCCAACACCUCCACACCACGUUUCUUCCGUUAGGGCCAUGUCAUCAUCGUCUCCAUCUCCCUCGCUAGAGGAGACGGUUAAGACGACUGUAGCAGAAAACCCUGUGGUUGUCUACUCCAAAUCCUGGUGCUCAUACUCGUCGGAAGUGAAGUCGUUGUUCAAUGGGCUUCAAGUUAAGCCUCUCGUUAUUGAACUUGAUCAACUUGGUGCAGAGGGGUCGCAGCUGCAGAAUGUCUUGGAGAAACUCACUGGACAAUACACUGUUCCUAAUGUUUUCAUCGGAGGCAAGCACAUUGGUGGCUGCUCAGAUACGGUGCAGCUGUACAACAAAGGAGAGUUGGAGCCAAUGUUAGCUGAGGCCAAUGCCAAAACCGGUCAGAGCUAGAGAUGAAAGCUGCUUACGUUUCUGUUUUUGUUUAAUCAGAACCUCUGAACUAAAAUUCUUGAAGUCGACAUGAUUUGCUGUCUACGUAGAGAUUUCAUAAGAACCUAUUAUGCGUGGAAGUAAAAUAAAUAAACAGGCAGACUGGUCUCUCUUACUAAACCGGGAGUUUGGUCGAGUCACUUGAAAUUUGCAAUCAA
Molecule: messenger RNA, 817 nt
Organism: Raphanus sativus (radish)
Lineage: Eukaryota; Viridiplantae; Streptophyta; Magnoliopsida; Brassicales; Brassicaceae
Product: monothiol glutaredoxin-S12, chloroplastic
Exons: 5
Coding region: 69-620 (183 amino acids)
Biological process (GO): cellular response to oxidative stress
Cellular component (GO): cytoplasm
Molecular function (GO): glutathione disulfide oxidoreductase activity
Source: RefSeq, a predicted model, not a curated record